Messenger RNA from Miscanthus lutarioriparius, 2268 nucleotides. The record is from the annotation of a GenBank genome assembly. Lineage: Eukaryota; Viridiplantae; Streptophyta; Magnoliopsida; Poales; Poaceae.
AUGGCGCUGCCGUCCCAGGCCCCGUCUAACUCAGGGGAUCCGCUGUACCCGGAGCUCUGGCGUGCCUACGCCGGUCCGUUCAUCACUGUCCCCCGCAUCGGCGACCUCGUGGAGGCGUCCAUGAACCAGGUCGCCGGGAACCAGAUGCGCCUCUACGAUCUGCCCUCCAAGUUGCUCUGUCGCGUGCUCAACGUCGAGCUCAAGGCGGAGACGGACACCGACGAGGUCUACGCACAGAUCAUGCUCAUGCCAGAGCCCGAGCAAACCGAUGUGGCGGCUGAGAAGGCGAGUUCUGCGUCCGCUGCGUCGCCGAGGCCAGCAGUCAGGUCCUUCUGCAAGACGCUCACCGCCUCCGACACCAGCACACACGGCGGCUUCUCCGUGCUGCGCCGUCACGCUGACGAGUGCCUCCCUCCACUGGAUAUGACGCAGUCGCCUCCCACACAGGAGCUGGUGGCGAAGGAUCUGCAUGGCAUGGAGUGGCGCUUCCGCCACAUCUUUCGUGGGCAACCUAGGAGGCAUCUCCUUCAGAGUGGUUGGAGUGUUUUCGUUAGUUCCAAAAGGCUUGUUGCUGGAGACGCCUUCAUUUUCCUCAGAGGAGAAAAUGGUGAACUUCGAGUUGGUGUUAGGCGGGCUAUGAGGCAGUUGUCUAAUGUACCUUCUUCAGUCAUAUCUAGCCAAAGCAUGCACCUCGGAGUCCUUGCGACUGCAUGGCAUGCCAUCAACACCAAAUCCAUGUUCACUGUCUACUACAAGCCUAGGACGAGCCCUUCAGAGUUCAUCAUACCAUAUGAUCAAUAUAUGGAGUCAGUAAAAAACAAUCAUUCUAUUGGGAUGAGAUUCAGGAUGAGGUUUGAAGGGGAAGAGGCACCAGAGCAGAGGUUUACUGGUACAAUCAUUGGCUGUGAAAAUCUUGACCCACUAUGGCCUGAUUCGAGUUGGAGAUACUUGAAGGUGCGCUGGGAUGAGCCUUCUACAAUCCCACGACCAGAUAGGGUCUCUCCUUGGAAGAUAGAGCCUGCUUCAUCACCUCCAGUUAAUCCACUCCCACUUUCUUCUAGAGUAAAAAGACCUAGACAAAAUGCUCCUCCACCUUCACCUGAAGCAUCUGUUCUCAAAAAAGAAAGUGCAGCCAAGAUCGAUAUCGACUCUGCUCAAACACAACAUCAAAAUUCGGUGUUGCAAGGUCAAGAGCAGAUGACCUUGAGGAAUAACCUGACUGAAAGCAACGACUCUGAUUCCACUGUUCAGAAGCCGAUGAUGUGGUCCCCAUCGCCCAAUGGGAAAGCCCACACUAAUUUUCAGCAGAGACCUGCUAUGGAGAAUUGGAUGCCAUUGGGAAGGCGUGAAACUGACUUCAAGGACACACUUUCGAGAUCAGGGUUCAGCUCAUCGCUUAUGGAUCCAUACUUCUAUAUGGCUCAACAACCUUCUCUUACUGUUGAAUCAAGCACAAGGACACAAACAGCAAACAGUGACUUGCGUUUCUGGAGCGACCAGAAUAUGAUCUAUGGUAAUCCAGGUGAUCAACAACAGCAGAGUUUCAACUUUGGACAAAACCCAUCAAGUUGGUUGAACCAGCCAUUUCCCCAGGUUGAACAGUCACGAGUGGUCAGGCCCCAUGCAACAGUUGCUCCUUUUGAUUUGGAAAAGACUAGAGAAGGCAGUGGGUUCAAGAUUUUUGGGUUCCAAGUUGAUACAACCAGUCCAUCUCCUGUCCAGUUGAGCUCUCCAUUGUCUGCUAUCCGGGAACAUGUGGUACAAACUCGACCAUCGGCACCUGUGAAUGAAUUGCAACCUGUGCAAAAUGAGUGCUUGCCUGAGGGGUCUGUAAGCACAGCUGGAACUGCCACUGAGAACGAGAAAAGUAUUCAGCAAGCCCAGCAAAGUUCAAAAGAUAUUCAAAGCAAGUCCCAGGGUGCUUCGACAAGGAGCUGCACAAAGGUUCAUAAGCAAGGAGUUGCGCUUGGCAGAUCUGUGGACCUCUCUAAAUUCACUGACUAUGAUGAACUCAAAGCAGAACUAGACAAGAUGUUUGAAUUCGAUGGUGAACUAGUAUCUGCCAACAGAAACUGGCAGAUCGUUUAUACUGACAACGAGGGUGACAUGAUGCUUGUGGGAGAUGACCCGUGGGAAGAGUUCUGUAGCAUAGUGCGGAAGAUCUACAUCUAUACAAAGGAGGAGGUCCAGAAGAUGAACUCAAAAUCAUCUGCGCCAAGAAAGGAGGAACCUCUAGCAGCUGGUGAAGGUUGCGCCGCCCCCAAAUGA